Saccostrea echinata is the source of this 2826-nucleotide messenger RNA. Its product is annotated as proton-coupled zinc antiporter SLC30A2-like. Gene Ontology annotation, molecular function: zinc ion transmembrane transporter activity. The record is from RefSeq and is a predicted model, not a curated record. Gene Ontology annotation, biological process: zinc ion transmembrane transport; response to zinc ion. The transcript has 10 exons. The coding region runs from base 88 to 1338 and encodes 416 amino acids. NCBI's taxonomy places the organism in Eukaryota, Metazoa, Mollusca, Bivalvia, Ostreida, Ostreidae. Gene Ontology annotation, cellular component: plasma membrane.
UUGACUGAUCAAAUGCGGAAAGUUAUGACUCAGACACUUAAUUCUAAGCACGAAGUAAUUUUUUAGUGACUAAAAUCACGGGAUGCAAUGACGGACCUUUUAAUUUCACCCUCCCGAGCAUCUCCACUAUUGGGGGCGUCUCCGGAACGCAACCCAUCUCCCAUUUUGGGCCAUAGAUGUUUUUCCGCAGGCAUGUACGAUAGAGAGGUAGAUCCCGAGAUUCGGAGCAUUCUUCAUGAUAUUGAAGAAAGUUCGGAACAAGGACAUCAUUGCCAUACAACAAAAGAGAAGACUGGGGUUGACAAGAAAGCCAGGAGGAAGUUGAUCAUUGCCAGUACCCUAUGUCUACUCUUCAUGGUUGGAGAAAUAGUGGGUGGGGUACUUGCGGGAAGUUUAGCCAUCAUAUCUGAUGCUGCACAUUUACUGACAGACUUUGCGAGUUUUAUGAUAAGUCUACUUGCAAUAAUGCUUGCCUCUAGAUCCCCCUCUAAGAGAUUCAGCUUUGGCUGGUACAGGGCAGAAAUACUGGGCGCUUUGCUGUCAAUUUUGUUCUUGUGGAUAUUGACGGGGGUGUUAUUUUAUAUGGCUGUAAGAAGAGUAAUUCAUCAAAACUAUACGAUAGAUGCCACCAUUAUGUUGAUCACUGCAGCAUGUGGGGUGGCAUUUAACAUAAUAAUGGGCAUAUCAUUAGGACAUGGCCAUAAUCAUUCACACAAAAAGAGUUCACCACAGAUAGAUAUUCCACAAAGCAGUCGACAGUUAUCAGUUCAAGAAGAUGUUACGCAUCCAUCAUAUGGAGCUAUAAAUAGUAACACCAGUGAGACUGAACCUCUGAUACAGGUCAAGGACACUCACAAAGAAAACAUCAAUGUCAAGGCUGCAUUCAUUCAUGUUGUUGGAGAUCUGAUUCAGAGCAUUGGUGUCCUUAUUGCAGCUUUUAUUAUAUAUUUCAAGCCUGAAUGGCGACUAGCAGACCCUAUCUGUACUUUUGUCUUCUCACUGAUCGUUAUGGUGACAACAUUUAAAAUAUUUUUGGACAUAAUCACUGUGCUAAUGGAAGGAACACCAAGAGGUAUUGAUAUCACUUCUGUAAGGAAGACUUUCCUUAAAUUACCAGGGGUUAAAGAUGUUCACGAUCUCAGACUCUGGUCAUUAUCCAUGGAUAAAAUUGCUCUGUCGGUCCAUUUAGCUGUUGAUUCCAACACAGAUCCUCUGAAAAUUUUGAAACUAGGUUCCACAGUAGUACGUCUGAAAUAUGGAAUUUCGGAGACCACAAUUCAGGUAGAGGAGCAUGUACAAGGAAUGGAUGACUGCACCCACUGCCAGGACGCAAAAUAGAUGAAUGACUGAACGCAUUGCCAGGACGCAAAACAGAUAUGGUGAAAAAGGCCUAUUGUAUGAUGUUGUUACAUACAUGUAUUAGAACUUUAUCUGGUAUGUUUAUUAUAGUAAGAGAAAGGUGUUGUGAAUUAUCCAUAUGUUUGCAUCAAGAUGCUAUACAAGGAUGAAAUAUGCAAAUUUGAAUGACAAAAUUUCAUAAUUAGUGAGACCAUACAUGGUCUUUAUGCAGUUUUAUCCAUGUCAAAUUUUACCAGUCAUUUUAGUGUAGUUGUUGUGAAAACAGUUUUACUAUAAUAUUUUUUUUUUAUAAAAAUAAUUGCUUGAAAUCUCAAUUAGAAUGUACACCUGUAAAUAUGUUAUGAAUAUAUGUAUAUGUAUCUGUGAUAAAGAGUGACUUUUAAGAACUACAUGUAUUAAUAGAGUAGAACGUGAACGGGUAUAUAUGUGCCUGCAGGCAUCUGUUAAAAGAUCAGAUCUUUUUAUUUUAUUUUUCUGUAAGUUUUAAUUAGUGUCAUAACUUUUACCUGUUAGAAUUUUAAUUAUUAUCAUUACAUUCAUUAGUUUUACCAUUCCAAGACAUCAGCUUAUAUCCAAAGACAACUCUCUGGCAUUGUGCAAUCUGCUUUACUGAGAGAUUAUUGUUAUCUAAACAAUCAUCACAUUUGUUGUUAUACCCUUGAGAAGAUUUGGGGUAGAUUUUUUGUAUUUGGUUUGUCUGUGUCAAGAGUGUUAACCUUUUAUUAACAGUUCCUGGAUUAGAAAAGACUCUGGAACAACUGUUCAAUGUAUUUUAUUUAUUAUCCAUCAGCAUGAUGGUACUUGAUGAAGUAUUAAGUAUAGUUGUAUAUAUGGAAAAUCAUCAUCAUUAUCGUGGUGAUCUACAAUAAAUAUGAAAACCUUACCUACUGUACAUUCACACAUUAAAUAUUUAAAUGAAUUUUUUAUCAAAUAUUUAAUUCAUAAAUCAAUUUACUUAAAAUAUAAAAGUUAUGAUAAUUAAAAUAUCUUACCAUGUAGAUAGAAUUAAAGCUCCUAAUUAAAAGGAAAAGUUACUGACAACAACGUCUUGUGGUAACGUCUGUCUAUUUCAGAAAGUUUUGAUCAAUGAUUUAUAAUAUUACUGCAUGCAAAGUUUAAUAAAAUUCGCGCCAGCCAUGUGCAAUGACUGGAAAAACUAGUCAAACACACCCAUACACAUCCCAUACUCAACAUAUGACAUCAGAGGUCAUGAACUUACAGUGUACAUGUACAAAUUAUGAAUGAAUGAGAUGAGAUGAUACAUGUGCAAAUUAUCAUAUGAAGUAACAUAUACAUGUAGUAAAUAAUAAUCCGGUGAUAUCUGUGUAUAUUUUUUAUUUAUAAAGAGACAUCUUUUUGUACGUCUGUCUACAAUUAUUUUUCACAUUGUCAACAACAGAAACACUGUGCAUCUUAACUUCAGUUCAAUGUUAUGCUUCAAGAUUAAAGGGUGUACAUGUAUGCAAA